Messenger RNA from Paramisgurnus dabryanus, 1728 nucleotides. It is a transcript of the gene stx11b.2, whose product is annotated as syntaxin 11b, tandem duplicate 2. The record is from RefSeq and is a predicted model, not a curated record. Gene Ontology annotation, cellular component: endomembrane system; plasma membrane; SNARE complex. Gene Ontology annotation, molecular function: SNARE binding; SNAP receptor activity. Gene Ontology annotation, biological process: intracellular protein transport; synaptic vesicle fusion to presynaptic active zone membrane; exocytosis. Lineage: Eukaryota; Metazoa; Chordata; Actinopteri; Cypriniformes; Cobitidae.
UCACUCUCGCGGUACUUUAUCAUAUGCCGAUCGGUCUGCGCGGCACCACAUCAAGUUGAACACGACUUUUUUAAAUUCUCUGGCACGGCUAAAAGAUUUUCUGCCCAUGUAUUUGUUUAUGUCGUGAUUCGUGGGAUAAAUACACGUCGCCGAAGGACACAAUCACAAUUUAAGUUUAAUUCAUUAAUCAUGAGGGACAGACUUGACCACCUUCAGGCAGUAUCAGUGUCCAAUGGGACAGAAGGGGAACAUGAAGAUGCCCAAGAUCUCCAUUCAGAAAAAACAGACCCUGCUCAGGACUCCAGCACCAACCCUGAUUUGGAGUUUGUCUUCGAUGAAGCACAAGAAGCUCGGCGUGAGAUUCAACUGAUUCGUUUGGAAGUGAAGAAUCUAAGGGAGCAAAACUCACGUAUCUUUACAGAGGCUAUGUGCUUGGGUACCCCUAAUGCCAGUGACUCUAAUGCUAUCGCGGCUGACAUCAAGACCCGCGGACAGGAGAUGCUUGCAAACCUUCGCAAGAUGGAUUCCCAUGCCAAAGAGUUAGAGGAAGAGUAUGGUGUUAAUUCACCUGUGGCAAGAAUCGCCCGAGCCCAGUAUACAAGUGUAAGCAACGCUUUCCGCGAUGCCAUGGUGGAGUACAAUGAUGCAGAGAUGAACCACAGGGAGUCCUGCAAGGCGUACAUUCAACGGCAGAUGGAGAUUGUGGGACGAGAUGUCACGGGUGACCAGAUCGAAGAGAUGCUGGAGAAUGGCCAGUGGAAUGUGUUUAGUGAGAACAUGCUUUCAGAAGGAAAAACGGCACGGUCGGCACUCAUUCAGAUUGAGAGCAGACAUACAGAACUGUUACAGCUGGAAAGACGCAUUAAAAGCAUUCAUGAAGUUUUUAUGGACAUGGCCAUGCUAGUAGAAGAACAGAGGUCAGUGACAGACUGCAUUCACACCAACGUGCAGUCGACUGAGGUGGAGGUCAAGAACAUCCUUGUGAAGCUUGAGAGAGCCAAGAGACAUGAUAGGAGCAAUCCAUUUAAGAAAAUGUUUUUCUGGAAACGGUGAUAUGGCCACGGAUUCACAAUGAUAACCAAUCGGUGUUCUCUGUGACUUUUUUCUACCUUUGUUUUUGUUUUUAUACUGAUUUGUUUCUUUUUUUCUUUUUAUACACAUAGAUGUUUAAGUUCUGUAGAAAACACACACACACAUCUUGAUAAACCUGUCAAUAUUUAGCUGACAAUUAAAACCAUAAAUAUCCUAAAUGAUAAAACCUCAUGUUUUUCCCAAAUGACACGAUUUUGUACUUUUGAGCUAAAAGUGCUAAGCUUAGAUCCCCUUUAAAUAAUUUUUAUAUCUUGUACAUAUGUGUAGUUGUCAUUUUGUGCAUAAACAUUUAUAUUAGCUGUAUUUAAGUGUGGUUUUGAUACUUCUUGGCAAAGUAAGUGGCUUUGUUAGCCUGAUCAGAUCACGUGUGUUUAACUCUUGUGAAACAUGAUGUUCCCUGGUUGUAUCCAUUAAACAAUUACGCAAUAUGCUAUAAUGCAAAUACCUUUCUGUGGCAAAGUAAAAUAUUAAAGUGUUAUUAUAGGACAACUUUGUCUAUAACACAAAUUGAUGUCCUGUAAUCUACUGACUGUCAGCCUACUCCAUGUCAGAUGAGGCAUAAUUAAAAUGGCAUUAAUUGUAAAAAAAGAUAUAGAAAGAACGACGUGAAGAAAGGAGUAAAAGAAGUUGCCCAAU